GAAAAAAUGAUACUAAAACUCUAUAACUCUUCCUUCCUCUACUUUCUUCUCCUCCUUUUGAACCUUCAAAACAUCAUGGUGGUGGUAGUUGAGAAGUCCCUCUCUGUAUCCAUGAACGCAAGAAUCAUCGGCUCCGGCACCGAAUCCAUGAUUCUUGCUCAUGGAUAUGGCGGAGAUCAAUCUCUGUGGGAAAAGAUAAUUCCUUACUUGACUAACCAUUUUAGAGUGAUUGUUUUUGACUGGCCUUUCUCUGGUGCUGUGAAAGACGACCAAAACCUCUUUGAUCAUGAAAACUACUCUCAUAAUUCAUAUGAUGCUUUUGCUAAUGACUUGAUAAGUCUGCUUGAUGAAAUCAAGGUUAGCUCGUCAUCAAUCUUCAUUGGUCACUCCAUGUCUGCCAUGAUUGGAUGCAUUGCUUCUGUUAAAAGGCCUCAUCUCUUCAAGAGACUCAUUCUUGUUGGAGCUUCUCCAAGGUACAUGAACACAGAUAACUACGAAGGAGGGUUCAAGAAAUCCGAAAUCGAAAACAUAAUCGAAACAAUUAGGACAAACUUCUACGAUUGGGCUCCAAAAUUCGCUUCCCUUGUAGUGGACGCCAACGAUCCUCUCUCUGUCGACAAGUUCGCCCAAAGUCUCCGAAGAAUGAAACCCGAAAUCGCCCUCUCUGUAGCCAAAACUGUGUUUUACAGCGACGAGAGGGAUGUGCUUGAAAAAGUGGUGACCCCGUGCACCAUCGUCCAGACCAGUAGCGACAUUGUGGCACCAAAUUCCGUCGCGUAUUAUAUGCAGGACAAGAUUAAAGGAGACGCGACGGUGGAGAUCAUCGACACUUCCGGGCAUUUUCCCCAUCUAACUGCACAUCUGCAGCUCAUUGAAGUGCUAAGUAGAGUUUUGGGGUUUCAGUAUUAAUUACCAUACCUAUAUAUAUAUAUGCAUGGCUCGUGUAGUAAUUGGGCUGGGUUAUAAAAUUAAAGUCUCUUACUAUUGUCUAGGCCUACUCGGCCCAGAAUUUUGGGCUUAUGAACAUGCCCAAACUGGCCUAACCAUAUUUAAGGCCCGUGGCAUUCUCAGCAAUUUUCUCUGAUAUAAUUUCAAUGUACUAUAAACAUUUGUUUCUAUAAUCUUAUACUGCAUAAUAUAAUCUCGAUAAAAUAAUA
Messenger RNA from Tripterygium wilfordii, 1157 nucleotides. RefSeq names its product strigolactone esterase D14-like. The transcript is spliced from 2 exons. Bases 7 to 909 code for a protein of 300 amino acids. Lineage: Eukaryota; Viridiplantae; Streptophyta; Magnoliopsida; Celastrales; Celastraceae. The record is from RefSeq and is a predicted model, not a curated record.